UGGCGUGCGACGCCCACAGCAGCAGCAACGACAGAAGAGCAGCAACAGCAACAGCGACACCCCGUCGGCGUGAAGCGGAGUGCGGCAGUCCCCCGGCUCCCCGCGCCAUUCGUGACUUCUUAUUCCCCUACGUGUUCCCGUAGCAGCGCCGCCAUGACAGAGGUCCCCAUCCUCACCACCCCGAGCGGCAGGCAGGUCCCACUGCCAUAUAAGUUGGGUAGAGGCUCGCGGGCCAUCGUCAGGGGCGGAUUUGUCGACAACUGCUAUAGGGCCUUCAAGGUCGCCACGGAGCCCCAGCCGGACGACAGCACGGCCAAUGGAGUGUGGAGGGUGGCCUGCGAGGAAAUGACUGUGGAGGUGGAGAGGAUGGCCACGAUACAGGCCAUGAGGGAGGAGAGGAACGGCCAGCGCGCGUCGGUGAGGCCUUUUCUGCGGCUCUUUUCGGCCGCCACGCGCCCUGACGAUGGCGCCACAUACCAGGAGUCGCCCAGCAAGCCGCCAAGGCGGUGCGUGUACAUAGAAAUGCAGCCUCUCAACGGUGAGCAUGAAAAGAGGGAGGACAACAAAGUUCCAUCCCAUGGAAUUUGUAUUCAAUGGCCUUUUUCUGUGUCCUCUUUGUCAUCAGGCCCCGACACCCCCGCCACCACCGGCUACAUCAGCCUGCACGACCUCAUCUUCAAGAAGGGCUACAACCUGCCGGAGAUCACGGCCAAGCACAAAGGCAACCCCGAGAUCAUCCUGCGGCGGGUCACCCGCCUCGCCCGAGCCCUCCAGUGGGCGGCCGCAACGCUCAAGCGUGCGCUGGAGGAGGACGGGUUGGUCUGCCCCGACCACGGGCUGAACAACGUCUUCGUCAACUCGGUAGCCCUCGACUGCACCAACCGCACCGACACGUUCAUCAUAGACCUGGCCAACACGCUCCACACCAGCCCCCCAGGCCCCUCCAUGUGCAGUGAUGACGGCACCAUCCCCAGCCCGCCCCCCUCCCACCGUCCAGCUGCACUCAUUCCCACCAAGAGGGCUGCCAGGAAGGCGGAGAAGCAGCUGCCGACCUUCAUUAAAUUCCACGCCGCCCCAGAGCAGCUCGCCUUCCUGGUGCAGACCCUCAAGGAGAACCCGACGGGCCAGGACGUCCAGGAGUGGGGCGGCGAUGCCAUCGAGAGGCCGGGCAUGUGGGAGUCCAUCAACGGGCUCAGCAACGAAGCGCGGGCAGAGCUGCGCCAGCAGGGCCUGUGGGUGGGGGAGGGCAGCAGGGAGGGCAUGUGGAUGACGAGCCACACGCUGGCCUUCAACCUCGGGUGCACGGCACACAACGCCAUCAGGGGGGAGCUAUAUAGCACCCCGCUGCUGGCCAAGAGGUGCCCCAAGCCGCCACAGAAGCCCCCCAAAAACGCCACCGAGGCCGAGAAGACGGCCUAUGACCAGCAGCUGGAGGCAUUCGGGCAGGAGGUCAACGUCCUGCAGGCCAUGGUCUCCCUGGACUGGGACCGAGUGCGCCGCGCCAUCAUGGACCAGGAGGGCCACCCGAAGGGCGGCAAGCCGGGGCUGAAGGAGGCCAAGGACGAGCCGGGGCUGGAGUGGGCAGGGGAAGCUGUCAGGCGCCUGAACCACGCAGCAGAGAGAGCCCUGCGGACCAAGAUUAGCGAGAGGGCGAGCCUGAGUGAGCUUGAGGGGGAGUUUGCCGGCGUGGUGGAAUACCUGGAGGGGGUCAAGAAGGCCAAAGCGGGCGACAGCCCAGCAGCAGCGGCGUCGCUGCCGUCGACGGCCGCCUCGCCCGAGGGUGCCCACUGCACCACCCCACCCGCACCCCCACCCGCGAGCGCCUCACCGCCAGUCGCCAACGCCACCCCAUCGCAAGGCCGUGCUGUGAUUAGCCCCCAGCCCGCCAGUAGAGGUAUGCAAGAAGGAGAAUAUGACAGACACGCGGGACAGGGUCGCCAUUUCUCGGUCAGUGUCAUACUUAUCUUCUCUUCUCUUGUGCGUGUGUUGCGUUCACGCAGGUAGCGUGUUGUCGUUUGAAGAGAGGCAGGAGGCCGCCGUCACGCACGAGAGGGGGGAGGAGGACAGAAGCGGACGCCCACUCAACACACAGGAGCAGCAUCCCCACGCACACACCCCUCCCAUCCAGCAGCAGGAGACGGCCACAGCAGCGCCACCACCACCACCACAACCACCGAGGAGGAAGGACACGUCGCCAGCACCUUUAGCGGCCGCCAUUCCAUCGCAGGCCGGUGCUGUGAAUAGCCGCCAUGCUGACCAGGGUAUGCCUCAGGGUAGCCAGUGGUCGGUCAGUGCAAUCAGUGACAUGCAUCUGCUCUUAUGCUCUAUGUAUGUGUGUUGCGUGCAGAUGCCGGUCAGGUGGCUGUGUUUGAGCAGACUGACGAGAGGGAGGAGGGCACCCCAGACGCCAGAGAGCCAUCUGUCCCUGCUGCCCCAGACGUGCACCACACGCCCAUCCCACCACGAGCCCCCGAUGGCCACCACCGGCCAGCACCAGCGGCACCACCACCACAACCACCGAGGAGGAAGGCCACCCUGCUCAAGGACAUCAAGGCCGCACAGAAGGCCAGAGCGGCACCACGCCAACUUCCUCGAGCAAACGGCAUUCCCGCCCACCACCUCCCCUAUGUGGCCUACCAUGCCAAGAUCGUCCACUACGACGGGCACACGGAGGGGGGGUGGAAGUGGAAUCCGUUGGUCGACGAGUGGGAGAUGUGGCAGCCCAGUGGGGAGGGCGAGCACUUGUGGGAGGUCCGUGCAGCCACGCAGGACAUGCGGGUGAGGUGGUGGGCCCUCUGCAGCGACGUGGGCGAGACGGCUGCGGCUGCAGGGCAGUGGGUAGCGGGUCGUUUGGGGCUGGGUUGCCGCACCGCCCGCCGCACUUGAGAGACAGACAGACAGACAGACAUGCAUGUGUGUAUGGGGAGUGCAUGCGUGUUUCU
Molecule: messenger RNA, 2942 nt
Organism: Vitrella brassicaformis
Lineage: Eukaryota; Vitrellaceae
Source: the annotation of a GenBank genome assembly